AUAUACUGUAUGUAUUUAAGAAUAUUUUCUUAAACCAUCUGUGUUAUUCUUUUAGGCAAAUCAGAUGCAACAAUGGAUCCUUUAGUUGCAAACUACAACAUAUCAUGGAAUUAUCAGAUUUCGAAGAUUUCAUAUGCUUUGUCACGCUAUGACCCCCGUUUAAAUUUUAUAUGUAGAUUUACUCCAUUAACUGACGAAUCAUUGCUUUACGAAAUUUCAUGGUAUGUUGAUGAUACUGAAGUAAUAAAAGGACAAACUGUAAAUCUUAGUACUAUAGAGAAUGCCUUGUUGCCUGCCAUGGCAAUUUUAGAGAAUAACAAAACAGCAGGAUCAAUGAUUCAGUUUGUCGUUGGAAUAAAGUCAACUGCAAAUGGUUCUUCCUGUGCUACUAAUGCAAGUCAACCAUUUUUUGCUGGUAUUAAAGUUUUAACUCCACAACUUUUUAUAGACAUAGGCGGAAAGGCCGACAUUCUCCUCCAACUAACAAUACCUUACGCAGCUGAGAAUUUGGUGAUUUACGGUCAAGUUUUAGAAACGACUGAUCUCCUUGUGAGAGCUUAUAUUCCCCAGAAUUCCUCCCUUUAUUGCGUAAAUAGCUCUUUCAAAUAUGAUUCAACUGAUAGACGCUGUGAAAUAAGGAUAAAGGGUUAUUCCUAUAACGAGAGGGAUAAAUAUGAAAGUAAUAUUUGGAAACAGGUUUACAAAAUGACAAUUUAUGAACAAGGCAAUGCAUUUAGAAAUUUGUUGGAAAGGGGCAUUACACUGCCGCUGAAGACCAGCGAAACCCAUGGUGAAGGAAGUAAAAUAUUCAGCAAUAUACAUCUACCAGAUAUUCAGGUAUACACCAAUCGAUCAUAUUCAAUACAGUCAACGUCGACGACAACAAUACCAAUCCAAGAUUGUGCAACAAAGUCAUCUACUCACACUUUUCCAAAAACAACAACUAUGACAACACAACUUAAUGAUUCGAUGAUAAUGACAAAUAUAAUAUCAGCAACAAAAAUAGCAACGCAAACUAUGACGUCAACACCAACAAAAACGGCAACUCAAACAUCAGCAACACAAAUAACAACGGAAACCAUGACGUCAACACUAACGAAAACGGCAACUCAAACAUCAGCAACAAACUUUAAUAUGUUUACAACUAGAACAUCAUCAAAUAAUGAAUCAGUGAGAACAACAACACAGUCGGCAAUGAAUUCAACCCUAUCAGAUUGUUUCGGAAUCAACAGAAACAACAGUGAAGUCUUAAAUUCCAAAGAAAAUUGUGACCUACUGGUUACCUCAACAUCUGAACAGUUAACAGUCCCAGGCUAUGUAUUCAUUGUGUUGUCUUAG
Messenger RNA from Saccostrea cuccullata (small rock oyster), 1338 nucleotides. RefSeq lists its product as uncharacterized. NCBI's taxonomy places the organism in Eukaryota, Metazoa, Mollusca, Bivalvia, Ostreida, Ostreidae. The transcript has 5 exons. Bases 73 to 1338 code for a protein of 421 amino acids. The record is from RefSeq and is a predicted model, not a curated record.